CGGGCUGUGGGCAGCGCAGAGCGUGGACAAAGGAGGGGCAGGUGCCGGAGCUAUCGCUGUGAUCGAACUCAAGAGGCGGCCCCGCCUGGCUCAUCCCGAUUCUUGUCGGCACAUAUAUUCCGGUUUUGAUGUGCGCGGGUCUGGCCCCGAGAGCACCCGCGGGCGAGCGGAGGCCCCGCGCGUGUCCGUGGGCCGGGGCGAGCGGCAGCGCGGGCAGCGGGCGGCGGCGGGCGCAGUCCCACCGCGCACCGCUGGGUGGUGGUCUCGGCUAAGGCGCCGCCGACACCGACCCAGCGCAGCCCAGCUCAGCACAGCCAAGCCCAGCCCAGCUCCCAACAGCCGAGCCGGGCGGAGGGAGCAGCGCCUGCGGCACCGAGCCCCGUUCUCUGCCAUCCGCUCCUGGGCCACAGCGACGGCACUCCGGGUUGCCGACCCCUCCGGAAUACAGAGGGAGAAGGAAGGCACCCGACCGCCGCCGCUUUCUGCGGAGACUACCCGAGAGAUCCGAGACAAGGAGAGAGGACGCCGCCGCAGCCGGCGCCGGAGGGCCAUGGCGAUCGCAAGGCAAGUGCUUUGUGUGUGUGCGUUGCUCUCCCUGCCGCUCGCUCGCUCGCAGCCCAUCCGCUACUCCGUAGCCGAGGAGGCGCACAGCGGCUCCCUGGUAGGCAACCUGGCGCAGGACGCGGCGCUGCCGCCGGCGCAGCUCUCGGCUCGCCGCGCCCGCCUGGUGUCGGAGGACGGCCGGCAGCAUUUUCGCUUCGACCGCGCCAGCGGCCGCCUCGUCGUGGCCGACAGGCUGGACCGGGAGCAGCUGUGCGGCCAGGCCGCCACCUGCACGCUCCCCUUCGAGCUGCUGCUGGCCGACCCGCUGCAGUUCUUUCGGGUCGAGGUCACCCUGGAGGACAUCAAUGACCAUUCGCCUGUUUUCCCCGAGGACCGAGUCACAUUUGAGAUCCUGGAAACGAGCGACCCGGGCUCUCGUUUGCCUCUGGAGGUUGCUCAGGACUUUGAUAUUGGCAGUAACAGUGUACAGGCAUACAGCAUCUCUCCCGAGAACGAAUACUUUAGUGUCUCCUAUGGGAGCCGGAUUAGGGGCAAGAAAUAUGUUGAACUUGUUUUGGAAAAGCCGCUAGACAGAGAGGAGCAGGCAGAGAUGGAUUUCAGUCUGAUUGCUGUGGAUGGGGGCUCUCCACCCAGGAGUGGGGCCACCCAAAUUCACAUUACAGUUCUGGAUGCAAACGACAACUCCCCAGUCUUUACACAGAAGGAGUAUGACGUGGAGGUGUUGGAAAACGCACCAGAGGGUUCUGUGGUUCUGACUGUGUUGGCAACAGAUCGGGAUGCAGGACUUAAUGGGGAAAUCUCCUAUCAAUUCAGCAAAGGAGUGGGCCAGACUGACUCAGCAUUUGAGAUUGAUCCCAUAGCCGGUGAAAUUAAACUCUCAAAGCCUCUGGACUUUGAGGAAGCACAGACUCAUGAGCUCAGUGUGAGGGCCAGAGAUGGUGGAGGGCUCUCGGCAAUCUGCAAGGUGUUGGUGGAGGUGUUGGAUGUGAAUGACAAUGCACCCGAGCUGGUGGUCAGUUCCUUCAGCAAUCCCCUCGCCGAGAACUCAGCGCCCGGCACGGUGGUUGCCCUCUUUACUGUCAGGGACCGGGAUGCCGGCGCCAACGGCAAGGUGUCGUGUGCCCUCGACGAUCAGCUCUUCUUCUCCCUGCGGCCAGCCUAUAAGAAUUACUACGAGCUGGUGACUGUGAGGGCGCUGGACCGGGAGGACAGGGCUCAGCACAUCGUCACCGUGACAGCAGCAGACGCGGGGUCCCCUCCUCUCACAAGCACCCACACCUUCACCGUGGACAUCUCGGAUGUCAACGACAACGCCCCCGUCUUCAACCAGACAUCCUACACCAUGUACGUGCGCGAGAACAAUGUGCCCUCCGUGCUGGUUGGAGCCGUCAGCGCCGCAGAUGCCGACGUGGGGCUCAAUGCCAAGGUGACCUAUUCCCUGUCAGCAGGGCAAGCGGCGGAGCGGCCUUCGUGCUCGUGCCUGUCUGUGAACUCGGAGAGCGGGCAGGUGUUUGUGCUCAGAGCCCUGGACUACGAGCAGCUGAGGCAGAGCGAGGUGGUGGUGAGCGCCUCUGACGCGGGCUCUCCUCCCCUCCGAGCCAACGUCACCGUGCGCCUCGUGGUGCUGGACGAGAACGACAAUGCCCCGCUGGUGCUGUACCCAGCGCAGGACAGCAGCCCAGGCUCCAGUGAGCUGGUGCCCGUGAGGGCCGAGGCGGGCUACCUCAUCUCCAAAGUGGUGGCCGUCGAUGCCGACUCGGGACAGAACUCGUGGCUCUCGUACCAGCUGCUGAGGGCCACCGACCCCGGGCUCUUUGCCGUGGGGGCCCAAAGCGGCGAGGUGAGGCUGAGGAGGCCGCUCAGCGACAGAGACCCCGUCAAGCACAAGCUCGUGGUGCUGGUGCGAGACAACGGGCGGCCGCCGCUCUCAGCCACCGCAGCUCUCAGCGCACUCCUGCUCAAGGACUUCUCCGACCUGCGCCAACCGCACAGCAGCCCGGCCGCCGACCACGACGCCGGCUCCCUCACCACCUAUUUAAUCCUUUCCUUGGUCUUCGUCUCCCUGCUCUUCCUCGGCUCCACAGCAGCCUUCGUGGCUCGCAGGCUGUGCCAGAGAAAGCAGCUGAAGGCUGGCCACGUGCUUUACGGGGCCGACAACCUGCAGAGCGGCCUGGCCGAUGCAGCUGCUGCAGGGACCCUGCCCCGCCCCUACUGCUACGAGAUCAGCCUCACCACGGGCUCGGGCAACAGCGAGUUCAGGUUCCUCAAGCCCUUCGUCCCCAGCCUGCCACCACAGCCCUGUGCCGUGGGUGGGGGUACCGGUGAGGAACAGGUUUUCCCUUGUGUCCCUGUCCCCACAGAGGACGUGACCCCAGACAAUGCUGGGAUUGUGUCUGCAGAACAGUUCAAUCGUCUUUCCUUUAACUAGCACAGAGUGGUCACAGGCACAGGCUUCAUGCCUCGUGGUUGGAAGGGAUGCAGGCUGCAGCCUGUGGGAAUGGUUCCUCCAAAAUAAAUCUGCUUUUGCAAUUGGCAUAACUGAUUUCCAGAAAUUGUAUGUCAGGUAAUGUUCCUGAUCCACUAAAAUCAAGUGGCAAACAGAAGAAAGGGAACCCUCUCACUCAGAUAUUCAUAAAUUUCCGGUCUAUUAAGGCCAUUCCUGAGAGGCUUUAGGAAUGCAGUUAACUCUCGCAGUCAAACUCUUGUCUCUCUUGCUGUCAGAUAUAGCAGUGGACCUUUCAUUUGGACCUGAUUUGUAAGAGUAUGGCACAGAAGAUGAGACAGAAAUUUCCUUCCUGAAAUUCACAGUGAACUUUUCCCAACUCAGGAAAGGAAGGAAAUUGUGAGUGUUGUGCCACAAUGCCAUGUGAGCACCAAGCUCUUUCUUUCCUGGGUUCGGAAUGUGUCUGUCUGACAUAAAUGGGUUCUGUUGGCUUUGAUUUCUUGUCACUAUGUCACUCAUUACAACCACUGUGUGUUUCCUAAUCUUCACUGCUGUUGGCCGGUGAAUCAGGGAAUUCCUACCAUUCAGCCAUUGCAAAGCAGGCAAUUCCAGCUCAGCAGGCAAGGAAGGUAUUUUGACCUUGUGAGUCCAAGAGGUCUCACCUUCUUUGUCUCAGAGAAAAGCAGCAAAAUGCACAAUAAGAUCUAUAAUUUAGCCGAUAAGA
This is a messenger RNA of Myiozetetes cayanensis, 3731 nucleotides long. RefSeq names its product protocadherin beta-15-like. Gene Ontology annotation, cellular component: plasma membrane. Gene Ontology annotation, biological process: homophilic cell-cell adhesion. Bases 551 to 2992 code for a protein of 813 amino acids. Gene Ontology annotation, molecular function: calcium ion binding. The record is from RefSeq and is a predicted model, not a curated record. The transcript has a single exon. NCBI's taxonomy places the organism in Eukaryota, Metazoa, Chordata, Aves, Passeriformes, Tyrannidae.